ACAUUUAUAAAAAUCAAAGUCGAAUUCCACGCGACGAUUUAUGAUACAAAAUAUGUCAAAUAACGUCAUCGCCAUUAUACGUCAUACUGUGUUAUUUUUCCUGGAACUGUUCUCGGACUUGAUUCAAAUCCGUUCGGAAUCUGAUGGAAACGGCUGAAAAAGAUUGAAAUGACGUCACUGCGGUUAACGGCGGAUGUGAUGUUUCUUGCGGCAUCCCUUAUAGGACUGAACAAUGGACAGGUUAGCGUCAGUGUCAGGGUGGGUGUACUCCUAAUGAGCAAGUCUGAUUAUCCGUUCGACGUAAGACAUUUUGGGCCGGCCAUCGAAAUCGCCGUCGAAAAGGCUCGCUCAGAACUGGGCGUUAACAUGACGUUAUUCUACAAUACAUACCCAGGCAACUGUCCUCUGUCACUGACCAUUGGUCACUUCGUGCUGCUGAAUAGCAAAGGCGUCGACGCCUUUAUCGGACCGGCCUGCUCGGAGUCCCUUAUGGGCGUUGCGAGAUUAGCGGAGUUUUACAAAAUUCCUAUGGUAACUGGACUCGGUGAUUUGCUCGUCCGAAAUCCGGCAAAUAACGAUAUGUACCAGACUCUGUCCAUGUUGUCAUACAGCAUCUCCAAACUGUCCAAAUCGAUUAAUGCCAUCCUGCACCACUACAAAUGGAAUCACACAUCCAUUCUUUACGAUUUCCCGCAGACGAUAUUCAAUCUUGCUGGCGACAAUCUCGUGAACGACUUGCGAAAAACGCCGGACAUUGCAAACCCGUUCAGUAUUGAGUUUAAUGCCACCGCAGCCACUGACAAUGACCUCAAUGGAUACCUACAGGAGGCGUCGACCAGAUCUCGAGUUAUGAUCUUCUUCUGCACUGCCGCGACUUUCCGUUCGUUCAUGUACCAGGCACACAAACUGGGUUACACCAAAGGGUCGUAUGUGUUCAUCACUCUGGAGCUCUUUCCCGACCCGGGUUGGCUGGGAGAGUACCAGAAGUUUCUAACAAAUAAUGCGGAAAAGGAUGAAGCUGUCACCAAGGCAUAUGAGUCCGUCCUCAUCCUGAGCUUGUCGAAGCUCCAGGGGCCAAUAUAUGAGGAGUUUGCAGCAGAGGUGAAGAAAAGGGCCUUGGCGAGUUACGACAUAACAAUAGAGUCUGUCAGCUACUAUGUAACUUCUUUCUAUGAUGCCGCCAUGUAUCUAGCUCAUGCAUACAAAAGGAUGGCAGAGAAGGGUGGCAAUAUAAAGGAUGGAAUGGCUAUUGCGAAAUACUUCUGGAACAGUUCCUAUCCAGGCCUGUUGGGUGAAGUCGCAGUAAGCGCCAUUGGUGACAGAGACGCUGACUUUGAACUCCUCGACAUGAUGUCACCAACAGACAGGACCUUUCAGACCGUGGGGCGUUUCAUGGGAGUGCUACUGGAAUACAGCCCCCUGCCUAACGUCAGUAUCGUGUGGCCCAAUGGCUUACCCCCUGAUGAACCGCCAUGCGGUUUCGUGGGAGACAAGUGCAAAGAGGAAAAAAAGGACCAUACCGUUCUGAUUGCUGUUCUAUCGGUGCUGGGUGCUAUCUUGAUGGUGACAGCUGUGUUUGGUGUCUAUGGAUACAGACGAUACAAGGAAGAGAAGGCUGUAAGUCAAAAGUCGUGGUUGAUUGACCCUGAUGAGGUGAAGGAGCGCAAGGGGAAACACAACGACUCCUUCAUGUCAAAAUCUGCCCUCACAAUUAGUAAGGAACAGUAUGUUGACCAAAUUUUCUGCCGGACCAACUUCUGUCGUGGGCAAGUUUGUGCAACCCGUAGCUUGCAUUUGCAGGAGAUUGAAUUGAACCGCAAAGUGUCCUUGGAGUUUAGACAGAUGCAAAUGGCCACGCAUCCCAACAUGGCUAAGUUUAUAGGAGCAGUAAUCAGACCUGGUGCCAAUAUGAUUCUCAUGGAAUACUGCCCCCGUGGGAGCCUUCAGGAUAUGAUUCAGAACGAGUCCAUAGAACUAGACUGGGACUUCAGAUAUUCCCUCAUACAUGAUAUCAUACAGGGUAUGGUCUACCUACACAACAGCGCCAUCAAGGUUCAUGGGCACCUCAGCAGCUCCAACUGCGUCAUUGACAGUCGCUUCUCCCUGAAGAUCACAGACUAUGGACCCCUGUCCAUCCUUGAUGCAGACAGGCAGAUGGCCUUUCAGAGCCAACGGGCAGCUUCUGGCACCAUCAACCAUCGAAAGAUGCUAUGGAUAGCCCCGGAGCACCUGUCCGACGACCUGCUUCAGAACGGGAGUUCCCAGCCUGGAGACGUGUACUCUUUCGCCAUAAUUCUUCACGAGGUCAUCAUGCGCUGCGGUCCAUUCGAGACCUACGAAAUGGAAUUGGAAGAGGUGCUACGUCAGCUGAAGACCCGUAAGCCCCACCUGAUGCGUCCAGAUCUCGGUACAGAGGAGACGUGUCAGAAGGACCUGCGAGAAAUAGCAACCAGCUGCUGGAACGAUGACCCAUUAGUCCGCCCCUCCUUCAAUGAUGUUGAGGAAAUUUAUAGGAGGAUUCGAAGGGGAAAAACAUUAAACAUCAUGGACAACCUCCUCCAGCGCAUGUCUGACUAUGCGGACAACUUGGAGCAACUUGCAGCCGAGCGCACCAAGGCAUACCUUGAGGAGAAACAGAAAGUGGAGGAGCUGCUUCAUAGAAUGCUUCCACCGUCAAUAGCAAAGCAGCUUCAAUCAGGAAGAAAGGUGGAGCCCGAAGCAUAUGACAGUGUCUCCAUUUACUUCUCAGACAUAGUGGGUUUCACCACCAUAUGCGCGCAGAGUAGCCCAAUUCAGGUGGUUGACCUUCUGAACGACCUCUACACUGCCUUUGACAGUACCAUUGAUAUGUUCAAAGUGUACAAGGUAGAGACAAUUGGUGAUGCUUACAUGUGCGUAUCAGGACUACCGGAAGUGAUCGGAGAUCGACAUGCUACUGAGAUCUGCAACAUGGCCCUUGCUAUCCGUCAUGUUUCAAAGGGAUUUGUCAUCAGACACCUGCCCUUUGUGCCCCUGCAGAUUCGAAUAGGGCUUCACUCUGGUCCUGUGGUAGCGGGUGUUGUUGGCCUCAAGAUGCCCCGGUACUGCCUGUUUGGAGACACAGUGAACAUAGCAUCCCGCAUGGAGUCCAGCUCCAUACCUUUCCAGAUCCACAUGUCAGACUCCAUCAAGACUUUGAUAGAACGCUACCCGGAGUACAAACUGGAAGACAGAGAGCCAAUUGAAAUCAAGGGUAAAGGAUUAAUGAAGACAUACUUUCUCACAGAGUAUGUUGAUGGAACCGGCAGACCAUACCCUACAGUAGAUUCAGAAGAUGAAUACAUUUAGGGAGACAGUGCGCCACGAUGGAACCGGCAGACCAUACCCUACAUUAAAUGCAGAAGAUGAAUACAUUUAUGGAGGGAGUGCUUAACAACAAACUUAGCCUGUCUGGUGGUGCAAAAAGCAUGUGACUUCAAGCUAGGGCUACAUUCCACCAAGAGGAGCUAAUUAUAUCAAGUGAAGACAAAAUAUUUUUAAAAUGUUGUAAAACUGUUCCAAUUGUUUGUUUUCAUGUUCUUGAUGUUUUCUCUUGUAUCCAUAGUGUGAACACGGUCAAAUAGGAAGAGGGGUAAUGUUGAUAUAUUUAUGUGGUAAUAUAACUUACUUUUGCUGAUUGUAUGCUGUGUAUAUUUAAUAUUAUAAUUGGUUAAAAACAACUCUGUAGAGCUAGUUUAACAAAUUGAAACCAAUCUGAAACUGCUUUUGCCAAUAAUUAUAAGUUCCAACAUAGUCGUAUGUUAAAUAACUCAAUUCACAUCUUUCAAUUUACGUCGAUUAUGUUCCUUUAAUACAUCAUUGUGUGUGGCCUUUAUUUGUAUUCCCACUGUAAAAUUGAUAACAUGGUCUGACUUGACUGUUCUUAGAAUUAUCUUGUUUAACAAACAUGCAAGUUAAGUGUGUUAUUGGAAGCAUUGUUUUCAUCCUACGUAUGCUGUUACUCCUUUGACUUAAUUUCAAAAGUUAAUUCAUAUGAUUGGUUUGGUUUGUUUCAACACAACAUUAUGUCAACAUAUCAGUGUUUAUAUGUUACUUGUUGAUGUUCAAAUACAUUUUGCAUUAAAAAUAGUGUGUUGGCUUGUAUUCAACUGUCUCAUACAUAAUCUCUCCAGUCUUUCAAUGUGUCCUAUAAGUUAAAGAGAUGCGGAUUAUUCUCCUCUCCAGAGCUUAAUAGAGCGGCGAUGCGCCGUGUCCGUUUUUUGGUCAGACAGUGUGCCCUUGUUGUGCCCUCAACGGGCGGCAUAUAGUUUUCGCCCUGUCGGUCGGUCAGUCUGUCUGUCGUGUCCGCUCUCUAAUUCAAGUAGUUCUCAUCCAAUCUUCACCAAACUUGGUCAGAAGUUGUAUCUAAAUAAUGUCUAGGCCCAGUUCGAACAUGGAUCAUGCCUGGCAAAAAAACUAGGUCAAGGGGUCACUCAGUGCGUUUCAAACAUUCAGCAUGGUAUCCACUCUUUAAUUCAAGUAGUUUUCAUCCGAUCUUCACCACACUUGGUCACAAGUUUAAUCUAGAUGAUUACUAAGCCAAGUUCGAACAUGGGCCAUGCCGGGCCAAAAACUAGGUCACGGGGUCACGUAGUGCGUUUUAAACAUUCAGCAUGGUGUCCGCUCUUAAUUCUAAGUAGUUUUCAUUCGAUCUUCACCGAAUUUGAUCCGAAGUUGAAAAUGCAUUUUCGUUCUUCAGUUGACAAGAAGAUAUGUGUAUUCCUGUUAUUUGCAUGCAAAGAAUUGGCAGAAAAAAAACUAACUGCAGCAGAAGACAUAUGUAACAAACAACAAAAUUUAAAUAUAGAAUACCUGUUAUGCAGCAAACUAAUAGUUUAUUAAAAUAUAGGCGAUGUAUAUCUCAAAAACAUUCACACAGUUAUGCUUUUAUAUAGUGACAAAGUUACAGUUGGGGGCAUCCGUGUCGUUUGGACACAUUUCUUGAUCUGGCCAAUUAGCGCCUUGUGUCCUUAUCAACUGCUUAUAUUGUUCUCCCUUUUAUAAUGCCAUUACAUUUUGCAUCAAAAAUAAUGAGUUUACAUCUUAAUUGAAAUAAGUUUGACAGUUACUAAUUAAUGUGUGUGUGUGUGUGUGUAUUAUUGCUAAAUUCCAUUUUUGUUUGUACUUUUCAUUUGUUUAAGCGCCUAAUAAACUAAUAAAGAAAUGAAAUAAA
Molecule: messenger RNA, 5191 nt
Organism: Dreissena polymorpha
Lineage: Eukaryota; Metazoa; Mollusca; Bivalvia; Myida; Dreissenidae
Product: atrial natriuretic peptide receptor 1-like
Exons: 23
Coding region: 169-3327 (1052 amino acids)
Biological process (GO): intracellular signal transduction; receptor guanylyl cyclase signaling pathway; cGMP biosynthetic process
Cellular component (GO): membrane
Molecular function (GO): guanylate cyclase activity; protein kinase activity; ATP binding
Source: RefSeq, a predicted model, not a curated record